GUCUUUUUUCUUACUUUCGCCAAGUAAGACAUUUCAUCAAACAGUCCACGUGCAGUGGACUUUACCUGGACCUGGCCCAAAAGGGUUUCCAUUCUGUAGCCCAUUGUGAAUUCCAUGUAGUACCCCCACUGAGCCACAAAGCUGGAGAGCAAUCCCGUCGGUGCUGUCGCGAGAGAGCGAGAACAUGGAGAAGAGAAAAGAGGAAGAGCAAGCACGUGAGGCCGCCACGCUCAACAACUCACCGAAGCCAUCAGUGCUCGUGGCUGUGAGAAUGCAUCGCACAAAAUUGGGGUUUACUUUGCAAGGGGUGAGAAAAAAAAAAAAAAAAAGUUUGGAGAAUUCGAAUUAGCAACGGCCAGUUUUCAGCACAAAGCUUAUCUUUCCCUAAAAUGUCGGAUUACCGACUACGGAUAUGUUACGAAAUACAGGGAAAAAAAUUUGCACGCCAAUACAACCGCUAGUUUUUUAAAAAAAGUGUUUUCCCUAAAAUUUCGGCUUACGUGCCUUUAUAGAAGCUUGGUCCGUAAGGUUCGGAUUGGAAAAUCUUUCCAAUAAUACCCCUCUUCCCUGUAUAUAUAUGUACGUACCUCCAGUUGGUGCCAAAACUCCGAUCCUUCUUAUUGUCAUUGAAACGCUCUUUCUCACUUUCUCUGAAAACACUCUCUCUCUUUGGUGCGGUCGGCCUCUCUCGCUCUCUCAGUGAUCGGCUCCUCUCACUGUCUCAGGUUUGCUUGCCCGCCUAUGGAACUCCAAGUUUUGCUAGGGUUUUAUUUUCUUAGGUUUUUAUAUUUAGGGUUUGCUUGUCCUGUGAUAUUUUCUAUCUGCAAUAAACUUGCGGAAACGCCGAACCCCUUGAUUGUGCGCCGUUAACAGAUCUUUUUUUAUUCUCGGGUUGAUCGGAAUUUAGGGAAAAAUUAGUCAGUUAUUAUGUAUCCUUUUAUGGGGUUUGGAGUUUUCUAGAUAUGUAAGGUUUACUCUGUCUGUUUGAUCGGAGUUUCGAAAUUUUCGAGGAAGGGUUUGAUGAAAUCUGCGAAAUUAAACCCUAAAACUUGAAAUGGAUCAAUUAGGGCUUUAUUCCAGAGGCGUUUACUCAGUUUGAUUGGACUUUGGAAAGUUGGGAAAGUUUUCAGCUCUAACGUUUACUGCCUGUUUGAUCGGAGUUUCGAAAUUUUCAAGGUAGGGUUUGACGAAAUCUGGGAAAUUAAGCCCUAAAACUUGAAGUGGAUCAAUUAGGGCUUUAUUCCAGAGGGGUUUACUCAGUUUGAUUGGACUUUGGAGAAAAUUUUCAGCUCAAGGAUUUGUUUAAGCUCGGGAUAUGAAACCCUAAGCGUGAAAUUAUGAAGGAUAUUGGUUUUACUUUCUUCAAUAAUAUCUUUUGAGUUUGCCCAAUUUGGUGAAUGCGGAUUUGAGGGGUUUUACUGAACUGAAGGCCGCUGAUUGAUUUUGAUCUUCUGCGGAGGACUUCUAUGUGAAUCAGUUUUCUCAGUCUGCUGAUUGUUUUGGAUCUUCUGCAAUGGAAGACACAUAUUUGUUUUGUUUUGAAUCGCAACUAUGUGGAUCAGUUUGUUCAUUCUUUCGUUUCAUGUAUUUUUGUUUCAUAGAUGGACGUCAAGACAGCAAGAAAGCCUUAUGUUUUUGAUCGCCUGGGAAGAAAACCUUCAGAUAUUUCUCACAACAAAUCUGUUUGCAUCUUCUGGCGUAAUGGUAAAUGCCUCAGGAACCCAUGUAGGUUCCUUCACAGUGAACUACCAGUCACAUGUGCAAAGAAAGGGUCCUACUUGGAGUCAUCUAAUCAGAAGGAUCUCCCUACAAAGAACUCCAAUUAUAUUAGGACCAAGAACAAAUUGGUUUUGAAAAGGUUCUUGGAAACUACUGUUGAAAAUUCCCGAGAAGAUGCUGGUUCUAAAGACUGCAAAAGGGGAACUUCUAAGAACUUAGCUUUGAAGAAUGAGGAGAGUGGUUCCAACAGUACAGAAGAUGUUCUUACGAAAUCUGAAGAUGUUCUUACGAAAUCUGAAGAUGUUCUUAAGAAAUCUGAAGAUGUUCUUAAGCAAAAUGUUUGUCAAUCCUGGGUGCAUGGCAACUGCAUAGAUGGCAAUAAGUGUCAGUCUCUGCAUUCCUGGUUUCAUGCGGAUGGGUUAUCGAUCUUGGCUCGGCUUCAAGGGCACACAAAGGCAGUCACAGGGAUUGCACUUCCUGAAAAAAACAACAAGCUUUACACAGGCAGCAGUGACAGAACAGUUCGGAUUUGGGAUUGUCAUACAGGACAAUGUGCUCAAGUCAUUGAACUCGGUGCCGAUAUAGGAUCAAUGAUUAGUGAAGCUGUUUGGGUGUUCAUUGGCAUGCCUAAUGUUGUUAAGGCAUUGAACACUGAGUUAGGUGCCGAAUAUGAUCUCAAUGGACCGAUUGGUCAAGUGUACGCCAUGGCAACAACUGAUGAUAUUACGCUUUUUGCUGGAGGCCAGGAUGGUGUUAUUUUAGCGUGGAAGUGCACUACUGAAACUAAUUCCCCUUUCCAACCCAUCGCAUCUCUUAAAGGACACACAUCAGACGUAGUAUCUUUAACUGUUGGACGCGAGCGGUUGUAUUCAGGUUCUAAGGACCACACAAUAAGGGUUUGGGAUCAUAAAACUUUAGAGUGUGUUAUGACACUGGAUGGUCAUGCCGAUACUGUGACGUCCCUUAUUUGUUGGGAGGAUUAUCUGUUAUCCGGUUCUUUGGACCGGACAGUAAAGGCUUGGGCUAUGAAUGAAGAGGGCCACGUGGAAGCAAUCUAUACACACGUUGAGGAACACGGUGUUGUUGCUUUCUGCGGGAUGAGGGAUGGGAAUGGCAAACCAACCUUGUAUUGCUCUUGUAAUAACAAUUCUGUCCAGUUGUAUGAAAUGCCAUCAUUCGAUGAUGGGGGCAGAUUAUUUGCCAAACAAGAAGUUAAAGUUAUCCUACAUGGUCCAAAGGGACUCGGACUUUUUUUUACUGGGGAUCAAACUGGUUUGGUCACGGCGUGGAGGUGGUUACCAAAAUCCAAGGAGUAGCAGCAGAUUUGCUGUCUUUUUGUUUGAACAGUUACUCAUUAGUUGAUUAAAUGUACAAAAUUUUGUAAUAACCCUUUUACGAUGAGGAAUAUAAUAUAAUAGAAUUGUAUUUUUCUUCUA
This is a messenger RNA of Corylus avellana, 3155 nucleotides long. Its product is annotated as zinc finger CCCH domain-containing protein 48. Gene Ontology annotation, molecular function: metal ion binding; protein binding. NCBI's taxonomy places the organism in Eukaryota, Viridiplantae, Streptophyta, Magnoliopsida, Fagales, Betulaceae. The record is from RefSeq and is a predicted model, not a curated record.